Protopterus annectens (West African lungfish) is the source of this 1639-nucleotide messenger RNA. Its product is annotated as pro-interleukin-16-like. Gene Ontology annotation, molecular function: protein binding. The transcript is spliced from 4 exons. Bases 1 to 558 code for a protein of 185 amino acids. NCBI's taxonomy places the organism in Eukaryota, Metazoa, Chordata, Ceratodontiformes, Protopteridae. The record is from RefSeq and is a predicted model, not a curated record.
AUGAACAUCUUUGUUCAUAAGGUGUUUCCAAAUGGACUGGCUGCGCAAGAUGGAACCAUACAACAAGGUGAUGAGUUACUGUCUAUCAAUGGAAACUCACUUAAUGGUGCCACCCAUAGUGAGGCACUUCAUAUCUUACACAGAGCCAGGCCUUCCAAACAGGCUAUUAUAGUUGUGCAGAAGGUCAAUGAAAGUGAAAAGCAUACCAAUCCUCCCCCCAGCUCUUCCACUGAGAGUCCAUCCUUUAGUGUGGAGUCAAAUCAGUUUCCUGCAUUAUCAGAGUCUUGUGACUUGGUCAGUGUGGAACUAAUUAAAGAUUCCAAUGGACUAGGAUUCAGCUUGGAAGGGGGAAAAGAAUCCAGUCAGGGGGAUCUUCCGCUGACAGUCCAGAAGGUCUUUCUAGGAGGACCAGUAGAACUGAUCCAACCUGGCGAUGAAUUAGUUCAGAUUGAAGACAGGAAUAUUCAGGGCCUCAUGCGUCUGGAAGCUUGGAAUCUCAUCAAAAGUCUUCCUACUGGUCCAGUCAAAGUAACCAUAAAGAAGAAGAAUAAAUCUUAGCAUGGCCAUAACUAGAGCAUUUCUGUUAGGAUUAAUCAAAACAAAACAAUUUAAAAUACUUUUAACAACAGAACCCACUGCUCCUCAAAACUGUUUGGAUUAAUGAAUGCCAGAAGACCAUAAGCUGUGGAUGCACACAAGAAACAUUGUAAACCUCUUACAUUUCUGAGCGCUGAAACAUAUUACUUGAGCGUUUUUAUCACAAGCCUAAACCAAAAGUUACAGCUGACUUGAUGUUAGUAUGUAUGAUGUGUGUCUUUUCAUAAAAAUCAUUAGAAUGAUUGUUAUAGAAAGACUGUUAGAUGUUGGUGUACAAGUGAAACUGUUUUCUGCUUGUUGAUAUGUGAAAUCAAAGCAGUUGUUCGUUAACAUUGUUGUUAAGACUGCAAUAAAUUAGUAACAGAGCUAGUUUAUAUUUGCUAACGGCUUUGCUGCAGCAAGAAAUUAAGCUUAGAGCUUGCUUAUUUCUAGUUAGUAAUAUUGGUAUUGAGGGACAUGAAGGUGAAAUGAGCUGGAGGAAUAUAUUUUUGAAGCCCUAAAGUGAAACUGUGGUAGCAGUCUCAUUGAUGAUAUUGAACAGCAAUCUAGUGCAUAAAAGUAUUCAUUGGAAAUGCAGUAUGUAGCAAAACUAUGAAGGCAUUGCAGCACAUUUGAUCUUACCGUAAGUUUUAUAUUACUACUACUACACAUUCAGCCAAAUGAUCUUAAAAGUGGCACUAUUCACAAUUCAUUUUGCCUGAUAUCUUGCUUUAAGAUCCAGAGUACGGUUUAUGAAAUACUUCUGUAUAUGAUAUACCUUCUUGGCACAUAUUUCCUUCACUGUGACUUGCCAGUGAUCUACUAGUAAGAAUAGAAAAAGAAUGGCCAUUUUAAUGGAUUACCCCUGAUCUACUAGUAAGAAUAGAAAAAGAAUGGCCAUUUUAAUGGAUUACCCCUGAUCUACUAGUAAGAAUAGAAAAAGAAUGGCCAUUUUAAUGGAUUACCCCUGAUCUACUGGUAAGAAUAGAAAAAGAAUGGCCAUUUUAAUGGAUUACCCCUGAUCUACUAGUAAGAAUAGAAAAAGAAUGGCCAUUUUAAUGGA